Molecule: messenger RNA, 2948 nt
Organism: Nezara viridula (southern green stink bug)
Lineage: Eukaryota; Metazoa; Arthropoda; Insecta; Hemiptera; Pentatomidae
Source: the annotation of a GenBank genome assembly
AUUGGUAGAGGUUACAAACAUAAACAAUAUUAGAAAUUAAAUUUUUGAUAUGUUUAUCAAAUUUUGUUAGAAUGCCAUUGGACAUAACAAGACUCACUGAUGGUUGGUUGGAGCUGGAAAGUGAUCCAGGUUUAUUCACUUUAUUACUGGAAGAUUUUGGAGUGAAAGGUGUACAGGUAGAAGAAAUAUAUGAUCUUCAGAAAUCUCUGGAAGGGCCCGUCUAUGGUUUCAUAUUUCUUUUUCGGUGGAUUGAAGAACGGAGAUCAAGAAGAAAAGUUGUCGAUCAAGGUGAAAUUUAUGUUGAUGAUGAAGAAAUUGUUAACAACAUAUUUUUUGCUCAGCAAAUGGUUCCCAAUAGCUGUGCUACUCAUUCAUUGUUGUCUGUGCUCUUAAAUUGCCCAAAUAUUCAUUUAGGAUCUACAUUAACACGUCUUAAGACUCAUACAGUUGGUAUGGAUCCAGAAAACAAAGGCUGGGCAAUUGGUAACACUCCUGAAUUAGCAAGAGCUCAUAAUUCACAUGCUAUGCCACAGGCUAAAAGACGACUUGAUAAAUCUACAGGUGUUUCUACUGGAAGUAGGUACACAGGGGAAGCAUUUCAUUUUGUCAGCUUUGUUCCGAUCAAUGAUAGACUUUUUGAAUUAGAUGGUCUUAAACCAUAUCCUAUUGACCAUGGACCAUGGGCUACUGGAGAAGAAUGGACUGAUAAAGCAAGAAGAGUUAUAGCAGACCGAUUAGGUGGUAAAUACAAUGACAUACGAUUUAAUCUUAUGGCAGUGGUACCAGAUAAGAGAUUAGCCUUACAACAUAAAUUGAACAUGCUUCGAACUAAUCGACAAAUAGUUGUAGAUGCACUGCAGCAGUUAAUGAAUGAUAAAGGAAGUAAAGAAGAUGAGAUAUCCGUUGUAAUUGGAUCUGAGGUCAAAGACUAUGCGUCGCCAAUAAUACUUCAAACAGCUGAAAGUGAAGAAAACAAAUUUGUGGUAAUAAGGGUUGCUAAAGAAUCACAAACCCCAGAUAAUUCCUUGGCACCCAAGGAUUUAUUAGCACUACUAAAAAAUUUGGAUUCUGAAGUUAGUCUGUGUGAAACAUCUCUGAGAGAAGAAAAUGAUAAAAGGAAGAAAUAUAAAAUUGAUGACUGCCGAAGGACUCAUAACUAUGAUGAAUUCAUUUGUACUUUCCUAUCAAUGCUCGCAGAACAAGGAAAACUUGCUGAUCUUGUUCAACCUGCUGUAAUACUUCAGAAGAAAACUGUUCCAAUGAAAGUUGUGCAAAAACUGAAACGGCAGGAUAAAGUAGGAAAAAGAAAAAUAAAGGGAAGAAGAAAAAAGUAAUGACUUAUGAUUUACAUUUAAUUACAAAGAACUGAAUUUCUUUUUAUACUGAACAUGGAAGUAUGUUUGCUAUUCUAUUUUUAAAAUUGAUUCAGUAAAAUAAUGUCAUUAAUGAGAGGGUACACUUUCACAAAAAACUGAUGAAUGUCUGUUCGCUCAUCAAUGAAUGAAUCUUAAGAAAGAAUGGAUCACAAAAUUUUGUUGGAUUAAAUUCUCCUGAGAGAUGGUACAUACUUUGGAUAACAAGUUGGGCACUUGUGAAGAAUCCGGUUGGGACGAAAUCUCCCUUCUUAUCUUAUCUUAUGUCACAUAACCUCCCUUCUUAUCUUGUGUAAGCUGUUAUCCUGUUACAUGUCAGUUAUUUCAUUGUUUAUUGUUCAUUGUUGUUACAUUGUAGGAAUUGUCGUCUUCAGAAGAAGAAGAAGCUACCAAAUAUUUUCAAAAGGCUGGGAUAAUUCCAAUGGUAAAAUUCUGUGAAGAAAGUCAUGAAUUGAAGUUUGACAGGAAGAUGAAAUGGAGAUGCUUUCGUAACAGUUAUAAAAAAAAUGUAUCUUUAAGAAAAGGAACGUGGUUAGAGGGGUCGAAGAUUACCUUUUCAAUUAUCAGUGUUCAGGUUAUAAACAUUGGCAGAUAGCAGUCCAUGCCGUCCGGAUUCUUCACAAGUACCAAAAGUUGUAUCAAUGUAAGGUUCUAAUGCUUUUAUUGAUAAAGUUGCUAAUAAUAGCCUUUGCAUAGAUCAAAUGCAUAAUUUAUUUAGUUGAAUAAUUAUUUUGCAUCUAUCCUAUCUGACUAAAGACUGAGCUAAAGUUUAAUAAUAUUGAAUGAAUAUUAUUCUUAAUUAGGUUUAAUUUACUUUAACUAAGGCAGGAAUAAUGGAUUAUCACUUGGGUAAACAAUCUAUCCCAUCCAUAAUGUGAAGAUUAAGAAUUAUAAAAUGAGUUUCUCCAAGAUGCAACUCAACAUCCAUAAACAAGAUUCGUUUUGGCCCUGCUGCUGACUUAAUUGUCCUGUUCUACUCUUUUUACAUCUUUGUUACCACAGUCUCUGAUCAAUAUCUGUAUUGAUUUUAUAAAAGUUAAUACUUUGUGUAUUUGUUCUUUUAAGCCUACUAACAAUUCUAUAUAGUUAAAUCAACCUCAUUAGAUUGAUAGAUGUGAGGUUUAUCAAUUAUUUAUUAUGAUCUGACUAUUUUUGUAUGAACCUUGAUAUACAUGGAUUCAGUAGGGUGAAUAAAAAUUCUGUAGAGCAAAUCAUUGAUGGAAGAGAAGUUAUGGUCUCACAUUACAAGAAAUUUUUUUUUUUUUUUUUUUGUCUGAAGCAAAUCCUUUACUUAAUACCUGAAUGUCUGUCACUGUCUCUUACUCUCAUUGUCAGUUGUACUGAUGUGGGAAAAGCCUUAAAUUUCUCUUCAGUCGUAAUUGGUGCUCUCUACCUUGAUCAAGGUGCCAUUUGAGGUAAUGUGUUGCCAGGUUGAGUUAAGUAAAGUAUGGCUGUGCAUAGAAUUGUUUAAUGAGAUGAUUUAUUUUAUAUAUACUUUGUGAAUAUUGAGAUUGAUCACUUAUUAUAUUGCUGUUGAGGCAGACUGUUACAUAAUGUAUUUAAUAAAGGAUAUUU